AUGUGUGAAAAUGUCACAACAAAAAGGCCUUCGGCCAAAUCUGAUUCACCUAUUGAGAAUGAAUCCACAUUCCGACAACUAGUGGGCAGUCUCAUCUAUCUCACUGCCACUAGACCUGAUCUCAGUUAUGUUGUGAGCUACAUUUCUUGUUUCAUGACAACCCCUAUAGCUGAACAUUGGAUUGUAGUGAAGCGUGACCUGUGCUAUGUCAAGGGCACUUUUGACUUUGACAUUCUGUAUGGCAGAAACAAAGAUCUUAGACUCAUUGAUUACAUAGUCUUAGAUUGGGCAGGCUAUGUUGAUGACAAAAAAUCUACAUUUGGAUAUGUCUUUAGUUUGGGAACAGGUACUGUUACUUGGACUAGUAAGAAGCAACAGGCUGUAGCUCUUUCCUCGACCAAAGCAGAAUAUUGGGGAACUGUAAAAACAACUUGUGAGGCAAUUUGGCUUCGAAGGAUGCUUUCAGACAUGCAAAUGUCUUAG
Cryptomeria japonica (Japanese cedar) is the source of this 483-nucleotide messenger RNA. RefSeq names its product secreted RxLR effector protein 161-like. The coding region runs from base 1 to 483 and encodes 160 amino acids. The record is from RefSeq and is a predicted model, not a curated record. The transcript has a single exon. Lineage: Eukaryota; Viridiplantae; Streptophyta; Pinopsida; Cupressales; Cupressaceae.